Messenger RNA from Perca fluviatilis (European perch), 468 nucleotides. It is a transcript of the gene tmem174, whose product is annotated as transmembrane protein 174. The coding region runs from base 72 to 422 and encodes 116 amino acids. The transcript has a single exon. NCBI's taxonomy places the organism in Eukaryota, Metazoa, Chordata, Actinopteri, Perciformes, Percidae. The record is from RefSeq and is a predicted model, not a curated record.
UCCAAGUUACUGAGUGUUGAUUCGACUUCACUGUAAGAGAGGCAGUGUGGCUCAUUUGGAAUUUGACACCCAUGGGAGUCAUAGACCAAGGAUUCUGGGCUGACCUGGUGGUGCAAAGACCUGUAAGGGACACCAACAGAAAUCUUAGAGCAGCCCUGAGUGGGCCACCUGAUGACCCGACCCCACACCCAUGUCAAUCACACAGGCUGGACGGUGAGAAGACUGGAGCCGUCCCGCUGUUCUCAGGAGUGUUCCUAACCCUUGUGGGUGUCACUUUCACCACCAUGGGCUGGCAUCACUACCAAGCCACCACCAACUUUGAUUGCACAAAGUCGGAGGCUCUUUCAUGCUCACCAGUGUCUGCAAGUUUGGGAUCAUCUCCUGCUGGACCUGCCAACGGUGGGACGGAGAAGUGCAUGUGAUGGAGCACACCUCAACGGGACAUUCUUUUACGUUAAGCGGCAUAAA